Molecule: messenger RNA, 1173 nt
Organism: Cetraspora pellucida
Lineage: Eukaryota; Fungi; Glomeromycota; Glomeromycetes; Diversisporales; Gigasporaceae
Source: the annotation of a GenBank genome assembly
AUAAUAAGAAAGAUAAGACGGAUUCUCAACUUAUACUUCAAAAUGACAAUUUAUUUCAUCCGUUUUCAAACUCUCCAAUAAAGAGUCUUCGAGAACGAGGCGAAUUAAUCAGAAAAUUCGGUAAAUGUCCAGUUUGUGAAGGACUAGCUAAAGAGAACCAAAAGAGACCCACUUAUGAGUGUCCAGCUUGUGGAAUUCCUACUCAUUGCUCAGAAGAACAUUAUAAACAUAACUUAAUUGAACAUAAAUUACAUGCAUGUAAAAUGUUAAGAGAAUUCAAUGAAGAUAUGCAUGAUUUAAUGAGUGGUAGAAAAAUGAAAGAGUUGGAGUUUCCGAGUUCACAACCACUUGAUGAAGAAGUUAAUUUGUUAAAUUGGGACACAUAUUUGUACACAAGAGGAUUUCCAAGUAUAGAUCAUGAUCGGUCAUUGAGACACAUAUCUAAAUUGUUGACAUACCCAAUAACCAUUGGAUCUGUUUUGCACAAUAAUGGUCCCUAUACGCUCAGAAAUCGAUUGACAAACGAAGGGUUGAAGUCGUUAAUGGCAUUGAGAACGAGCUUGCAUCCAAAACAAGUCACUGUUGACAUAAAAACACUUCGUCCCGCAGAAACAGUCCGAAUCUUUAUCGUUGGAGCCCGUGCCGAAGCACAAUUACCGUUACAUCUAUAUACACAACUUUCAUAUUUAUUCCCGACCGUAACAUUGCAUUUUCAUUUCGUUGGACCAGAAUCACUUCCACGUGGAAAUGAGCCACAUUCAACACAUUUUAAUCAUUACCUUUCUUUUACAUGGAAAAAUUCUUUAUAUCAUGAUUAUCAUGAUGCUGUAUAUCCGUUUGACCCAUACUGUGACGUGUUCUUCCUUUUUAAUCCUGGAAUAGGCCGAAAUAACGGAAAAGAAUUAUGGGAGAGAACGAUUAAACAGUUAUUGAAAACUAAAUGCGCUAUUUUUAUUACCGGGUUUGAUGAAAACGAUAUGAAAAACGAAAUUCAAACGAUAGAGGAGGAUGACACAUUUGAAUUCGAUUGGGUACUAGAACCAGGUGAAAAUGAAUUUAAAAGUUUGCGAAGAGACAUUGACAUAGAAGACGUACGAAUUGGUGUCUAUCCAAAUUGGGGAAUUUUUGGAAUAAGAGGAAAAAGAUAUGAUGUACGUCACUAUGAGGAGGAUG